Andrographis paniculata is the source of this 922-nucleotide messenger RNA. RefSeq lists its product as uncharacterized. Gene Ontology annotation, cellular component: cytoplasm. NCBI's taxonomy places the organism in Eukaryota, Viridiplantae, Streptophyta, Magnoliopsida, Lamiales, Acanthaceae. Gene Ontology annotation, molecular function: 5'-deoxynucleotidase activity. The transcript is spliced from 8 exons. Bases 25 to 720 code for a protein of 231 amino acids. The record is from RefSeq and is a predicted model, not a curated record.
UGAAAUAAUAAAAUUUCAAAGAAAAUGAGCAGACUGAUAAGCUGCAGAUCCAUACUCUCCCCCUUCCUCGCCUCCGCCGCUCACUUCCGCAUCUCCGCCGCCGCCAAACCUCCUCGGAUGUCCACCGCCGCCGAACCUUGUGAUUCUACUUCGUCAUCGUCGACUUCCGCGAUCGAUUUCCUCUCUCUCUGCCACCGUCUCAAGACAACAAAGCGAACAGGAUGGGUGCGGAGGGAGGUUCAGGGACCAGAGUCGAUAGCUGAUCACAUGUAUAGGAUGGGAUUAAUGGCUCUUAUAGCUCCUGAUAUUCCUGGCGUCGAUCGUGAAAAGUGUAUAAAAAUGGCAAUUGUACACGACAUUGCUGAAGCUAUUGUUGGCGAUAUUGCCCCUUCUGAUGGGAUUCCAAAGGAAGAAAAGAGCCGGCGUGAGCGAGAGGCAUUGAAGAACAUGUGCGAACUACUUGGUGGAGGGCCAAGAGCUAAGGAGAUCAGUGAGCUGUGGUCAGAGUAUGAAGAAAACUCUUCCCUAGAAGCCAAGGUUGUAAAAGACUUCGACAAGGUGGAGAUGAUACUUCAGGCCCUGGAGUAUGAAAAUGAGCAGGGAAAGGAUUUGGAAGAGUUUUUCGAGUCCACUGCAGGGAAAUUCCAAACUGAAGUGGGGAAAGCUUGGGCAUUGGAAGUAGCAUCGAGGCGAAGAGGAAAGAAAGAAGCAGCAUCAUGAUCGUAACUAUAGCCGUGGUAACUAACAUUUCGUAUUUGCUGUAUUUUAGAAUUCGAUUGUGGUUUUUUUCGUGAUUAUGAGUAGCUAGCUUACUUGCGGCUCAAAGAAAUCUCUUUUUUUUUUUUUUUUUUUAACUGUAAUGCCUCUGUAGACAUUGAAUAGGUUUUUGACCUAAUGUUUUAAUUAGAUUAACAUGAUGAAA